Messenger RNA from Penicillium robsamsonii, 522 nucleotides. Its product is annotated as UPF0220 family protein. Gene Ontology annotation, biological process: late endosome to vacuole transport via multivesicular body sorting pathway; protein targeting to vacuole. The record is from RefSeq and is a predicted model, not a curated record. NCBI's taxonomy places the organism in Eukaryota, Fungi, Ascomycota, Eurotiomycetes, Eurotiales, Aspergillaceae. Bases 1 to 522 code for a protein of 173 amino acids. Gene Ontology annotation, cellular component: Vps55/Vps68 complex; fungal-type vacuole membrane. The transcript has 4 exons.
AUGGACAGCUCAAGCAACCGACUCUUCCGCUUCUCCAAGCCUGAGUGGCUGAAUAACUCUGCCGUCCGCAAUGGCGGCGUCUACGUCGCAGGCGCGCUGUUCGCAGCAGGCUUCUUCUUCCUAAUCGACGUCGCCUCAUUCUCGCGCAGCCCGCGCAACGGCUCAGACGUGCAUAUCAAAUUUGUCGACUGGAUCCCGGGUAUCUGCUCUGCACUCGGAAUGCUGGUUAUCAACUCGAUUGAAAAGAGCCGGCUGCAGGCUGAUAGCUUUAGUUACAGCGGGAGUGGGGUUGCGUGGAAGGCGAGAUUUGUGCUGUUUUUGGGCUUUGCGCUGCUUGCUGGUGGGCUGGCUGGGAGUGUGACGGUUAUGGUCCUCAAGUACCUCAUCAAGGAUUAUCCUAUCCAGACGCUCUACUUUGGAAUUGCGAAUAUUGUGGCGAACGGCCUUGUUAUGCUCAGCUCGAUCGUUCUCUGGGUCUCUCAGAACAUCGAAGAUGACUACACUUACAAUCUUGCACUGUAA